UAGGUUGAAGAGGAAGAAGAAUAGCAAGCUGCGCAUAAAAAUAGUAUAGUAGCCUAAUUUAGAAUUCAAUUUCGAAAUACUCUUUCGUCUUCGGCUAAAUCAGAAAUUUUUCGAUUUCAUUGCUCCCGAAUACCCAAUUUUAAGGUUAAUUAUCGAGGGAAUUAGGAAGGGUUCAGCUUAAAUUGCUGAGAAAUGCAGCAACAGGCGCCGCAGACAAUGAAUCAAGCUUCACCGGCGGCGAUCAAUGUCGUCUCCACCGAGCAGAUUCAGAAGUAUUUGGAUGAGAACAAAAAUCUUAUUGUGGCGAUACUGGAGAAUCAGAAUAUGGGGAAAAUAGCAGAGUGCGCUAGGUACCAAGCUAUCCUUCAGAAGAAUUUAAUGUAUUUAGCUGCUAUUGCUGAUGCGCAGCCUCCAGGAUCCGGAAUGCCUUCACAGCUUCCUAAUAGUUUAGUCGCAACCCAAGGAACCGCCUCAGGACUGCAAAUCCAUACUCCAAUAAUGCAGCAACCUGGUGCUCCUGUUGCGAAGUCACCCUUUCAGCUCAAUGCUCUCCGGCCUCAGGACCAGCAGAAUCAGAUGCUCCAGUUCCAGCAGCAACUUCCUGCCCAUUUCGGUCUUGGAGGAGGGCCCAACGGCUUGCAACUACCUGGGCAGCCAGGUCCGAGCGGUUCAAUGGGUUUUCCAGGAAGCCAGUCAGGCAUGCUGGAGGGUGUCUCCGGUGAUAACCAAGGAAACACCAAUUUUGGACCUGCAGAUGGCCGAGAAUGAUACUUUUAAGGCUUGCUUCCCUUUCCAUGAUGGCUGUAUCCAGCUCAGUAGUAGUACCUUUCCACGGUUAAGUAUGAACCGAAAUAGUUAAGAUGAAUGUUUUGAUAUUACUAUAAAUUAUUUAGGUUUAGAUGUUGUAGAAUGAUGGUUUUCAAAACGUCUGAGGCAUUGUAAGACGGGCAUGAGUUACAUAGCUAGACAUAGAUCUCCAGUUUUCAUGUCUGCACUAUAUCAAAUGAAUGUUUGUGUUACACUGAA
Molecule: messenger RNA, 1026 nt
Organism: Salvia hispanica
Lineage: Eukaryota; Viridiplantae; Streptophyta; Magnoliopsida; Lamiales; Lamiaceae
Product: GRF1-interacting factor 2-like
Source: RefSeq, a predicted model, not a curated record